Molecule: messenger RNA, 651 nt
Organism: Protopolystoma xenopodis
Lineage: Eukaryota; Metazoa; Platyhelminthes; Monogenea; Polystomatidea; Polystomatidae
Source: the annotation of a GenBank genome assembly
AUGUUUGAGAUUCCUGAUGGCUUCUUUGGUUAUCGCAAGCGUUUCCCUUCUACCUCUGCUAACGCGCCAGAUCCACCGUUCUUGUGUCCCCAAUCUGCGCUCCAGCCUUCUCAAUCUCCCUCUUCGUCUUCAAUCGACCCUGUUUCGCCCUAUUCCACUUCAGAACCUGCGAGUUUAGUCCCAUUAUCCCAUCCCGUGGACGAACCAAUUAUACCCUCUGAUCCAUGCCCAGUCGUUUUCUCUCCAUCGUCAGUCUCUACUGACACUGCUACCUGUGUUAUCCAGAAUCCAUUACAUUCUAUAUCAGAUUUAUCUCUUUCAAUAAUAGACCCACAGGAGACUAAAGAAGAAUCGAGUUUAUGCUUCCGGUUUCCAUCAGCCCUUACUGAGAUAGCGUCAACUGCCGAAUCUAAACAACAAGCCAGUUCUAUUGAUGAAGCCAAUUCUCUUCCUCCCAUUACCGACCCUGUGUUUGCUCAAGUGAAUGCCACUACUUCAUGUUCUCCUUCGACGUCUUCAGACGAUAUCACUAAUUCUAACUGUAUCGUUACUCCUUUGAUUGCCACCAGCGCCAAUUCGACAACAUCAAGUUCUAGAAGUGUUUCUAAAUGUUCUCGAAGAAGCCAAGGCAAGCGAAAGCUGACCAAGUAA